GUCACAUCCCUCAGCACCACAGCCAGCUCCCUCCCGCAUUCUCACGCACACCCCUGUCCUUGUUUUGCGGAGCCAACUUUUGACUAUAGGCUGGUGGAGUUGUGAUUUGCGAAUGUUUUCUCUGUCCAUGCUUCUCAUGCGAGGUGGCAGACAGAAGGAAGACAGAAGAAAGAGGAUCUUCAGCACAACGCACUGAGAUGCAUUGAACAUCAUGCAGUGAAUGCUCCUCACACUAGAUUUCUUAUUUACCUUUAUUUUAGUGCUUAGCGCUGCAUCGAAGAUUGCAAGACGACGUGUAAAAGAGGAAGAAGACUUUACAGUGGAAAAAGACAAUCUGCAUGUGAAAGCACUGGAUCUAGUGCUAUCGGAGGCAAGCGAUGCAGCCUACUAGCAAGCUCCUGAGUCUCACCCUCCUUGUCUUGAUGGGCACCGAACUCACCCAAGUAGGUUUAAAAACGCCAUUUUACUCCCCAUUUAAGAUACCCAAACCAUGCUUAGCAAAUUAUCCUACAAAUUACCUAUUUAACAACGUUGUAGUCCUUGAGAUUUAAUAGAUUAUGAUAAACGAUAAAGGGAUUCCAUCCUCUUAAAAUUGAUAAGCGCUAAUGCGCGUUCACAGAGGCAUUUCUGUAGUCAAACUGUAUGCUAUCUAUUCCUGCUUAUCUAUAACAAAAAUUUGACAAAAUCAAAAUAAUCAAUUUAUUUAAUCAGUGACGUGGGGUAGGCUAUAUUGAAAUGUUUCAAUUGGCGUUUCACAUUCAAUGCAUCUAACUAAUUCCACAUUCACUCCAAUUAGGCUAUGUGAGAGAUAGGGUAAUCCACUUUAUAAUGUCUACAUUGAAAUCAGCGAGAAAUUUCACAGUGACAUCCUUGCAUCUAGACAAUUGCAAUUUGAUUUGAUAGUCCGAAUAUAAGAAAUAUGUCAGAGAAAAGUCUUAAUUAGAAAUCUUAUUAAAGCAUUGCAUAAACCAGAUUACACCCCAGAUUGUAGCCUAACAUGAAUAGACUUUUCUCGUUAUACUAACACUACAGACAAAAAUAUGAAAACAAAACUAUUUCAACACAGUAAUAAUAAUAGACUGCUGUUAUUGCUCAAAAAUUCGAAACAAUUCCAAAAUAUUAGACUUUUUCUAUGAUUAAUAACUCGUAUUAAUUUGUAAUGCUGGUCUUCAUGACCAUGUCCUUCUUAUCUCCAUCUUCUUUCCAAGGAAUUGUUUGUCUAUUCAGAGAUGCAUUGCACCCCACAGUGCCACAGCGCCUCCUCCUGGCUGCCACAAUACAACCUGUCAAACUUUCCUGGACACCAACAGGGGGUUCAGGCUUUUGUUCUAGACUAGCACUAAGACACUUGAUCACAUACUUAAUCAACUAAUCAUCAAGCUCGUGAUUAGUUGAAUGAAUCAGACAUUUGAUGGCAUUUGAAAGCACCAAAUGUCUGAUUCAUUCAACUAAUCAUUCUUAGUGCAUUCCUGAUGCUGGUAUGGCAGGCUAUGGCAAUACUAGGAAGAUGAUUGACUUUUGAAUUUCUUAUAAUCAUUCGCAAUCUGUUUGUAUUAUGAACAGUAAAUGUGAUGUAAUGUAUUGUAUUGUAUGUUAAUCACCUCUUUUUGAUCCCAAACAACUAACGAAAUAUAACCAACAACAUAGAUUAGAAAUCACUGGCCACUUUAAUAAAUGGAACACUAGUCAAGCAUUACUCAUCUCAUAUGUAUAUACUGUUUUAUAUACUAUUCUACUGUAUCUUAGUCUAUGCCGCUCUGACAUUGCUUGUCCAUAUAUUUAUUUAUAUAUUCUUAAUUCCAUUGCUUUACUUAGAUUUGUGUGUAUUGGGUAAAUGUUGUGAAAUUGUUAGAUAUUACUUGUUAGAUAUACUGCACUGUCGGAGCUAGAAACACAAGCAUUUCGCUACACCCGCAAUAACAUCUGCUAAAUACGUGUAUGUGACCAAUAAAAUUUGAUUUGAUUUAAUUUGAACAAACAAACAAAAUAAAUAUAUAUAGCUUAUUAAAUGUGGAAGAAAUAUAUUAUAUAUUUUAAACAAAAAUAAUUUUAAAAAAAGCAACAAAACAAUAGAUGACGCAAAACAAAUAUCUGUAACUCAUGAAAGAGAAAAUAAACAUAAAUAUAUGUUUUUUAAAGCUUAUCUUGAAUUUUUUUAAACGCAAAACUAGGCUACAGUUCCUGACAAAGGGACGUGCAAUACCAUUUGUAACGACAAGGUGGCGGAAUGUCCCUCGAUAUCCCUGGACCUGGUUGGUUAAACAAAACAGGUCAAGGACAGUGUUUUUCAGUACAGAUGCUGCCUGCCCUGAAUAUCCCAUUAUUGCGCCACGGAUGUUGUUUCAAAUCUCUACGAUUAAUCAGAUUUACUGUCAAACACUUACCAAGAUUACGUAUUGUCUACAUGUUUUUUCUGUGAAUGACAAUCAAAAUCCGGCAUAUCUUUAUUGGAUUAAAUGGGAUUUGUAGGCUACCUUGCUUUCUAUGGCACCCGUCAAGAGUUGUUGCUGAUGGUUUCAAUGUGGUUGGAUUAUUCCAGUUCUUGUCCCCAUAGUCAUCAAGCCACUGUUAUUAAAGUAGCCUAACCUACACAAUUAAGGUAUCCAGUCUGACAAUGUCGUUUAGGUUCGUUUUGUCUCCAUUGCGUUUGCAGGGUUUCAUACUUAAAUUGAUUAUAUCACACAAUUGACUUCAAUGUCUGAAGUCAUGCUAUUUAGAUAUUGUUUUCCUGUCAUGGUAUUUUCUUGUAUUUGGUGGCAAGGUACAUAGUGCUGUGGCAAGCGCGAAAGCGUGGCGCGGUGAAUUUAAUUUCAGCUGAGGGGUUUUUCUAUCCGUGCGCGGUGGGCGGGGGUAUUCAGCGAAUGGGAGAGGCGACUGAAUUUCCGUAAUCUUCUAAACUCAAAAGCGAUUGCGGGAGAACGGCUUCAUAUUUUCAAACAACUUCAUUGAGCCAUCAUCAAAGUGGCUUUUGAAGAGAGCGGAAAUCACCUGUCAGCCAAAGAUGUUCAAACCUAAACUCUCCGCUGUUGCAGCCCUGCGGAUGCAUCCGAUCACUGGCAAUAUGAAUUGCCUAGUUAGUUCUUCACUGGAAUGUGUACAAGGACAUUUUUGGUAAUACGAAAAGAGCGCAGAUAUGUCGGUGCCUUUACUGAAGAUUGGAGUGGUGUUGAGCACGAUGGCUAUGAUUACUAAUUGGAUGUCGCAGACGUUACCGUCCUUGGUGGGACUCAACACCAACAAGCUCUCGGUAGCAUCAGGAGGGACAUCGGACCGGAGCACCGGCGUGAGUGACAGCAGAUCCAGGAACCAUUAGAAUCAUGUACUGCAGAGGAUAGAUUGCAAUAAUAUAGGCUAAACUACGAAUAAAACUAAUAGAAACCAGUUAUUUAGUAGGCCUAUUCCUAUAAUUGGUUGGAAAUUGAAAUAAAAAACUGUUGUUGCUUGUGCAUCAAAAUCUGUAAAAAAUUGACUGUAAUGACUAUAGCCAAAACGAGUAGGCCUAUCCAUAAACAAAUAGCUGAAUAAACGGAAAAUCAUUAUCUUAUUAUUCUUGUUAGCCCUAGUGUAGGUUUCAAAAACUUUCACACAUACUUUGCUAAAUGGAUUAACUGAUAUAGAUUGGAGAAGAAGUGUGGCAAUGAUGGACAAUUAUAAAAGUUCUGCGAUUGUCUGUGACGAAUGUAAUUGAAUAUAAAGAGCAUAAUUAUGCUACAUUAUAUAAGUACACUAACAGAUAAUGUAGGCACAUUGUAGACAUAAUGUAUUUGAGCAUAACACACUGAAUGUCACUACUUGCCAGGGUUAAUCUAGAGCCAUAUUUCUGUUCAUAUUUCUAUUUAUGGCUCUGGAUUCAACCAUGUAGUAGAAAAGUUUUAACCAAUCCACAUUUAGAGCAGCCUCUGUACCGAAUUAUUACUCUGAAGGCUUAGUGCUAAAUAGGCUUGGUCCUCUGUAGUUCAGGUUGUAGAGCAUAGUGCUUGCACCGGCAGGAUAGUGUGUUCGAUUCCCGGGACCACCCGUACAUAAAAUGUAUGCAUGCAUGACUAUAAGCCGCGUUUGGAUAAAAAUGAGAAAUGGAAUAUAUAUAUAUAUAUAUAUAUAUAUAUAUAUAGAAUGACUCUGUUUUAUUGAAAGACUUUACCCCAUGACUUUAUUGGAGGGUUGAAACUGUAAGGUUUAAUUGACAUAAAUGGCACAGAUUAAAUUCCUGUAGGCUACAUUAAGUAUUUAGAAAUACUAGAUUAUUACUUAAUAUCAUCACAAUCUAGCAAAGCUAUUUCAGUAGAUUUACAAAGUUGUUUCCCUCAAUUUGAUGUCAUCUCCUUUUGUCAUCCCUGUAGUCUUUAGAAUGUGGACAGUCAUUUUGAUGGUUGGAGAUUAGGCGGGAGCAUACGGCAAGGUUCAACACUACAGAUGGCAUUUUACGUAAUCAUAUGCCAUCAUCUUAGAAAAAGGUUUUGUAAAUCCCUAUGGUGAAAAUAUUCUGCAUGAAACUGGCACACAUUCUUGGCAGAGAUCAUGAUUUUUGUCCAAACCUCCAAAAAUGUAAUGACAUUAUUUUGGAGUAAGCUAAUAUGUUUUAGCUAAGAGUAGUAAUGUAGUCUAUCUUAAACCCUGCACACUACUGAGCCAAUGUGAGCCGUGCCAAGCCAAACCAAGCUGAACUCUACUGGCCUGGUUACGCAUUCUCCACGGCUGCUGGAGCCGUGCUGGAGAGGACAAUGUGAAAGGAAAAUGUCUGAGCCAGCGCAGUAUUGUGUAAACAUGUUAAUACUGUCACAUCACAUCUCUAUAACCCUUUUUCAUUCAUCUCUCUCACCCCCUCUCUCACUGUCUGUGUGUCUCCCUGUAUGGCUGUCUGUCUCUCUCUCCCGAUCUGUCUUUCUCUCUCUCGCUCCCUGUCUGUCUCUCUCUCCCUGUCUGUCUCUCUCUCACUGUCUGUCUCUCUCUCCCUGUCUCUCUCUCUCCCUGUCUGUCUCUAUCUCCCUGUCUGUCUCUCUCCCUGUCUGUCUCUAUCUCCCUGUCUGUCUCUCUCCCUGUCUGUCUCUCUCUCCCUGUCUGUCUCUCUCCCUGUCUGUCUCUCUCCCUGUCUGUCUCUAUCUCCCUGUCUGUCUCUCUCCCUGUCUGUCUCUCUCUCCCUGUCUGUCUCUCUCUCCCCGUCUGUCUCUCUCUCCCCGUCUGUCUCUCUCUCCCUGUCUCUCUCUCUCCUUGUCUGUCUCCUCCUUGUCUGUCUCUCUCCCUGUCUGUCUCUCUCCCUGUCUGUCUCUCUCCCUGUCUGUCUCUCUCCUUGUCUGUCUCUCUCUCUCCCUGUCUGUCUCUCUCUCCCUGUCUCUCUCUCUCUCUCUCUCUCUCUCCCUGUCUGUCUGUCUGUCUGUCUGUCUGUCUGUCUGUCUGUCUGUCUGUCUGUCUGUCUUUCCCUCUCUCUCUCUCUCCCUGUCUGUCUCUCUCCCUUUCUGUCCGUCCUAGGUGCUCCCAGCCAACCCUGAGGAGUCAUGGCAGGUGUACAGCUCAGCACAGGACACGGAGGGCCGCUGUGUCUGCACCGUGGUGGCGCCUCAACAGUCCAUGUGCUCGCGGGACGCCAGGACCAAACAGCUCCGGCAGCUGCUAGAAAAAGUACCCCCCCCCCCAUGUAGCAUGAUGUACUACAGUACCCAUAACCCCCCACUACCAGACCUCUACUAGAACAAGCACCAUUCACCAGUUUCACCAUGACAACCAUCUCCCACUCACCCUCUCAUUUGUCUCUCCAUCUUCUUCUCAGCAGCAGCAGCCUCUGGCCAGAGGACUAGAGUUACUUGUAUGGCUCCUUGACAAUAGCAGUUCAGUUCACCCUGUAUUGCCAAUAUUGAUUUGCUGUCAUCAUCAUUUGAUAUGAUCUGACAUUCAGUCUUAUACAGUAGAUUUGUUUGGAGGCCAGAUGUUGUGCAACUUUGGCACCUUGAUGUGGAACAACCGGCAGUCCAUUUAUAGCAUACUCUCAAUCUCUGUCACUGCUGUGGGUAAUUUGGGGUCAGAAAUGCAUGUCUUUCUGAUUCGGCUUGAUCUUUAUGUACAUAUAACAGUAUGUUGCUCUUGAGCACUUGACAUGCUGUAUUCUCUGUCUAGAGACGUUAGAGGUUAUACAGUGUCAGAUUUUGCAGUCAGUUAUCCACACCAUAUCUACAAGAAAUUGUGUCAUGCACCAACAUUGUUGAAGGAGCAUUGAUGGCCAAAGUCUAUAUCUUCGCGUUUAUUGGGUGUAUAACUUGUUUAUUUUGAUUCCAAAAAUGGAAUCAAAUAAUAAGCCUGGGAAGACCCGAAUACACUAGUGUUUAGGGCUGUAUUUAAGUGUAUUUAGGGGCUUUAAGAGACAUGUAUUUCUAAUUUCCCCUGUGUUAGGUCCAGAACAUGACCCAGUCUAUCCAGGUGCUAGACCAGCGGACCCAGAGAGACCUGCAGUACGUUGAGAGGAUGGAGGUCCAGCUGAAAGGUCUGGAGACCAAGUUUAAACAGGUGGAGGAGAACCACAAGCAGAACAUUGCCAGGCAAUACAAGGUAUGUCAAUAUUUCUCUUAGGGUUGCUAAAUUCCGGGAACUUUCAAUACAUUUCCUGUUUUUCCAGAAAUCCUGGUUGGAGGAUUCCGGAUUUGCUGCUUAUUCCCUUCCGAUUCCUUGAACCUCCAACUGGGAUUUAGUGAAAACCAGGGAAUUUAUUUAAAGUUCCCGGAAUUUUGCAACCCUACUCUUACAUAGAUAACAUUGUACAAAGAGAUGUGCUGUAAGUGGAGUUCUGGGUCCAUAUUUAUUAAGCCUCUCAGAGUAGGAGUACUGAUCUAGGAUCAGGAACUAUUCUGAUGACAUUUGUUAGUGUGUAUGUGUGUGUGUGUUCCCCACCUAUCCUCACCAAUGCUAUGUUUAUGCUAUGUGUCUGUCAUGAGCAACCCUGGGAGUGAUGACCCUUGCACGUUUUGUGUGUGUAUAUUAGGCUAGUGAGUUAGAUUAUUCAACACUCAACAGUAUCUCAUUUUCUUGCUUGCAGGGCUAACUUUAGGAAAUUAUAUCAAAGCUGCAGAGACUGAAGAGGCAGUUCUAUCCCAGUGUUCUAUCCCUGAACUUGACCACUGACUAUUUUCACCAUGCAGUUUAUUUGAAAACUAGCAUCCUUUUCACCCUCAGACCUGCACUACUCUUUGCAUUUCUGCAUGUUACUGUAGAUGCAUUCGAUUAAUAGAUUUAGUUCUGUUUAUUUUUUAUAUAUUUUUUUUAUUAUUCAAUUCCAUAUCCUGUUUAGUUUUGUCAAUGCAUAACUGUUUACCACAAAAAAAAUACUGAAACAUUGUUGUAUGUGACACAAAAGCAUGUAACCCUAAGAUGUUGCAUUUUAAAAGGUGAAAAUAAAAUAUUUUCCCAAUUGUUUUUGGUGUACCGAGGACUUGUUUCAUGCUACUUAUGUUUGUGAUGAUGUCACAUCUGCUCAUGAUACUGUUGAAUGUGUUAGGUCCACUCUGAAUUCACCUUAGGGAGACAGCCAGAGUAGGGCAAGACAGGUGUGGAACACCCAUUUGCUCACUUAACACUGAACCAAGCCUAUUUUAACCUUUCAGGCAAUAGAAGCGAAAAUGGAGGAACUUAGGCCAUUGAUACCAGUGUUGGAGGAGUACAAAGCCGAUGCAAAAUUGGUAUUGCGGUUUAAAGAGGAGCUCCAGAAUCUGACGUCUGUGCUAAACGAACUCCAGGAGGAGAUCGGCGCCUAUGACUACGAGGAGCUACAAAACAGAGUGUCAAAUCUUGAAGAGAGGCUUCGUGCAUGCAUGCAAAAAUUAGGUAGGCUCAGAGAUCACCAAAACACCCCCUUUGCUUCCUUGUGCAAGGGGCCAAUCAGAUCUACAGUAGUCAUUCUUCUCACACCAACAGAUCUCUAUCUAUCCACCGCACCUCCUGUACAUGCUCUACCCCUACAGGAUAGCUUUAACAUACUCAGUCAUUCUCUCAUGUUAGGCAAUCACAAAUGCCUUGACCACAUUAAUGCUUAACAAUAAUGCUGAUGAAAAAAUAAAUUUCUCAUAUGUCAAGUUAGACGCUAUUUAAACAUGUUAGGAUUUAGAGUUGUUAGCGGAUUUGGAUUAAGUUUUGCUAAUGUAAUCCUAUUAAACCGUAACUACACUAGCACGUCAUGUUAUGUGUGCCAGAAAUGAGCUGUGAGCUUAUGUCCACUUCAUGGCCAAAAGCUUCAUACCAUUGGAGCGGCAGUCAUCUAAAAAUAGUUCCAGGAUGUAACAACUGACAGAUUAUUUCUCUCAGUAAUCUCUUUGUUGCAUGGGUUGUUCACAGGAUUGUAUACAAGGGCAAAGUAGAUGGCACGAUGUGUGUCUAAGCCAAGGGCUCUCCCAGCAUAUACAGUAGAUACAUACAGUAGAUACAUACAGUAGCCCAUCUAUUACCAUAUUUCUACGAUUGAUUUUGUGACAUGCUAACAGUAAGUGAAAGGCUGAACAGACAAUGAAUGGUGCAAAAUGCAUGAUUCAAAAUAAAAUAGGAGGAAAUAGGUAGAAGAAAUCCAAUUGUAAGGAAUGAGGCAUUGAAGUCGUUUUCCUUUGUGCCACUGUGCUUUGACUGUUAGGAUGCCAACUGUAGCUCUAGGGAUGACCCUGUAGGCAGGGAGUUGAGCCAAUGUGCUGGAAAAUUCUUAGAGAUUAAAGAAGGGCUCACUUCAAUUUCAGAGGAUUAUCCAUUUUUGUUUCAAGCGCUCAGCUAUAACUCUCCAAGUACUAUAGCUAUGGUAGACGGCAUACACUACCCAGCUAGCACAUUUGGUUCCUUUGAAGUUGUGGGAACAACUUUUUUUAGUUUCACAUUGGUUGUGGGAACGAAGCCAUAUGUUUCCUGACCAGUAAAAUUUAACGUUUUUUAAAACGUUCUGAGAACAGAAGUGAAAACUUACUCUGGUUCCUUGAAAGUUUUCCUGGGAGGUUUUAUUAACGCUCUGAGAAGGAAAAUUGUAGGUUAUUUGGAGGUUUUUGAAUAACUUCCUUAACUUUCACUGAAUGUUUCAAUAAGACUUUUAUUCUAGCUUAUUUUGGGUUACAUGUUUAACUCCAAGCACAGAUGGGACACAUGGAAAUGUAUUUCCUUAGACAUUAAUCAUGCAAACAUCUUUAUUUUUUAUUGUGACACAGCAUCAGUUAGAUUUGAACCUAUAAUCUUCUGUUGUGUAUCCAUGGAAUUAGUCCACUGCACCACCAUGAUGGAGCGAGGAUGUCAUGUUUUUUUUUACGCAUACAAAGCUGUUAAUUUUAGUCUAUUCAAACAGACCCCAUUUCAAAGAAAACAAACACUCAUUAAGAUCAGAUGUGGCCAAUUUGUGGUCGCGGCCAACACACCUGAACAUACUUAACAAGAUAGAGGAUAGAGAGAGUUUUGUUGAUGCUGAGAACGGAAUGUAUUUGUUUUUAAAUAACAUUCUUAGAACCUUCUCUGAACAUUACUAACGGUUUCUUGUGGUUUUUAUGGAAAGUUUGCUAAACGUUCUCAGAACAAUUUGAGAACAUGAGGAAACGUUAGCUAACAAGGCUUCUGUUUGCUGUGAACAUGUUGCCAGAGUAACAAUUUCAGUUGAACGAUUUGAAUAAACAUUCCAAAAUGUUAUGGUGAAACCUCAAACACCUACUUUUUGAAAGGAUUACUGUGACUUUUUAGCAACAAUAUUCAAACUGAAAAUAAGUUAGCUAUUUCUACUAAAUAUCGUAGAAAGUCUACAUGGCCACUUUAUUAUUUUUAGUGGCAGUUUAGACCCGAAACAGACACUUACGUUCGCCGCACACUACCUUCUCGGACUGUUCACUAACGUUAGCGAACGGUCGUGGCUAAUACAAAACAAAUGGAAUAUGUUAGCUAACGGUAGCCACCAUUCGCAAACUAUUUCCCUUGUUUAAUGCAACUCUGUAGGAAAUGUUACGCUGAAGUACAGACAUUUCCACAGAAACUUUCUCGGAACUAUUUGAGAACAUUCCCAAAGUCAAACCAGAUAGAGAACGUUCCCAGAACAUUACCAAAAAUGAAAUGAAAUGUAACCAUGUUUGAACUUUAAGGAAACGUUCUGUUAAAGUAAUGAACAUUUCGUUUUUUUGUCAAGUUCCUUAAAUGUGCUGAGAAUGUUCCAAAGCCUAGCAACUAUCCUGCAGAAAAGUCUGUUUUCAUUAUUCAUAAGUAAUGUUAUCAUUUAUCUAUGACAUUGAAAAUAUACUGUUGUACAGAGAGACCACAAGCCACAAGGUGUUGCAGCACUCUGUUACCUUGGAAUUGCACAUUUCUCAACAUUGGCUCACACCUUGUGGCUUUGUGGUCUGUGUACAACAGUAUCCUUUCAAUGUCAUAGAUAAAUGAUAACAUUACUUAUGAAUAAUGAAAACUGAUUUUAUUGUCCAAAUACAUCAUUCUGAGGCAGAGAAAUAGAUGGCUAAAGCAGGAGAUCUAGAUUCUGGCACACACAUUUAUACAGUUAAUUCUAGAAAGCCUCCAGCUAAAACAGUAUUGUCAAAACCUGAAGAAAUCACUGAACUGAUCAAUAGAUUGUAAUACUAAAGCUGGAUUUGUCAUCAUAAACAAGUCAUGUUGAAAUUAUAAUUUUCAACAUAAUUAUAUUUAAAGUAUAGUAGAUCACUGACCUAUGCACGCACACACACACACACUAUGUUUUACAACCUAUAGACACCAUUGAUUGUCCAGAGAUAAAUGUAGUAUCUGGCAUUGUGUCUUUGGCUCUUGCAGCAUGUGGGAAACUGACAGGGAUCAGCGAUCCAAUCACAAUUAAAACGUCUGGAUCAAGGUUUGGAUCCUGGAUGACUGACCCCCUGGCUCCUGAAGACGACACUAGGGUAGGUCUGGUCCUGCAAUACCUAUCCUAUUCAUUAUACAGUUAACACGGACUCAAAAAAAAACGUUCUUAUCAAUUAUGCAAUUGGGAGGACACUCAGGACAGAUUUGCGGUGUUGUAAAAUAGCAGCUGUAAGAUGUUAGCUAGUAUGUUUGUAUUAAAAGGUUUGUAUGGAUCACAACUUUAGUAAUGUGUUCUCAUGCCUCACUGUCUGGGAUUAGCUCACUGGCCUGAAAAGAGCCGUAAGCACCACAACACAUUCUGAUGCUAAUCUGGAAGGUAGCUACAUCUCCUGGUUGUCAUUGCAGUAAACUAUGUAUUUUUAGGGAAUGAAAUACAUGAAUCACAGGAUUGGAUAAAAGUUAUUUGUAAAUUUUUAUGUGUUGCACAUACUAAAAUAUCACUUGUUAUCCUGCAGAACUUGUUGUUAAAUUCAUUAAGGAAUACCACUGACAUUGGAGUGGACACACUCUAUCCAUCUACUUACUACCUGUUCUCCAGCUUUAAAUUCAUGAAGACACAAGCACUUAAAAGAUAAUUACUUGAGCAGAGACUUCCGUUGCAGAUCUGAGGGUCGAAGCCCUGGCUUUGUGGAGAGAGUGUGUCUAUGAAACCUUUGAUUUCAUUUAGUCUCAGAGUUACAGCAGAAAGACCACAAUCUCACAGAAAAGUUGACAAUAACAUGCUAUACCUGAGAUUUAGGACUUUUUAAUGCACUUGUAUUCCCAUCUAGGUGUGGUACAUGGACGGCUACCACAACAAUCGAUUUGUGCGGGAGUACAAGUCCAUCUACGACUUCAUGAAUUCCGACAACUUUACGUCUCACCGCCUCCCCCACCCGUGGUCAGGCACAGGCCAGGUGGUCUACAACGGUUCCAUCUACUUCAACAAGUUCCAGAGCCACACCAUCAUCAAGUUUGACUUCAAGACCUCCGUCAUCAGCAAGUCACGCCAGCUGGACUACGCCGGCUACAACAACAUGUACCACUACUCCUGGGGUGGCCACUCAGACAUCGACCUCAUGGUGGACGAGAGUGGGCUCUGGGCCGUCUACGCCACCAAUCAGAACGCAGGGAACAUUGUCAUCAGCAAACUGAACCCCAACACCCUGCAGAUCGUCAAGAGCUGGACUACCAACCACCCCAAGAGGAGCGCAGGAGAGGCCUUCAUGAUAUGUGGUACGCUGUAUGUCACCAAUGGCUACUCCGGUGGGACCAAGGUGUAUUAUGCCUUCAGCACCAACUCGUCCACCUAUGAGUACAUUGACAUACCAUUCCAGAAUAAGUACUCUCACAUCUCCAUGCUGGACUAUAACCCUAAAGACAGAGCACUGUACGCGUGGAAUAAUGGUCACCAGGUGCUUUACAAUGUCACUUUGUUCCAU
Molecule: messenger RNA, 12239 nt
Organism: Coregonus sp. 'balchen'
Lineage: Eukaryota; Metazoa; Chordata; Actinopteri; Salmoniformes; Salmonidae
Source: the annotation of a GenBank genome assembly